CUCGGCGGCGGCGGCGGCAACGCGGCCUACAACCACAUCCCGCAGGCGCUCCUGCACAGCAUGCGGGAGAGCUUCGAGGUGCUGGACGGGCACAACCACGGGGCGAUCGACGCGGGCGCGGUGGGGGAGAUGCUGACGCAGCUGGGGCUGGAGCCCAGCGCGGCGACGCUGGCGACGUUCUUCCCCGGCCAGGGCCCCCCGACGCUGAACCUCGCGCGCUACCUGGACACCCUCGCGGGCCCGCUGGCCGAGCUGUCCGCGCCGGAGGAGCUGCGCGCCGCGUUCGAGGCCUUCGACCUCGACGACAGCGGGCAGAUCGACGUCGGCGCCCUGAGGGAGGCCCUGGCCCACUCUGCGGGAGGCGGCGGCGGCGGCGCCAGGCUGAGGCAGGCCGAGAUCGACGGCAUCCUGGGCGAGUUCUCGAGCCGCCGGGCGUUCGGGGCCAAGGGCUUGCACGCGGCGAAGAACAAGGGCGACGUCUUCCGCUACAGGGAUUUCAUGGCCAACGUGAGCGGC
Molecule: messenger RNA, 516 nt
Organism: Dissoconium aciculare CBS 342.82
Lineage: Eukaryota; Fungi; Ascomycota; Dothideomycetes; Mycosphaerellales; Dissoconiaceae
Product: EF-hand
Exons: 1
Biological process (GO): actomyosin structure organization; mitotic cytokinesis
Cellular component (GO): myosin II complex; cytoplasm
Molecular function (GO): calcium ion binding; cytoskeletal motor regulator activity; myosin heavy chain binding
Source: RefSeq, a predicted model, not a curated record